GGUUUUCCACGUUGGACAAGUGCGGCGCGGCGGGCGGCGGAGCGCGCCCCUUCCCGCUGCCUGCUCCGCUGCGUUCCUCUCCGCGGCCUGGCGGGCGAGUGGGCGGUGGCGGCAGCAGCGCUCGGCCCUCUCCCGCCGGUGUGUGCGCGCUCGUACGCGCGGCCCCCCGCUCCCGCCCCGCCGCCUGGGAGGGGGCCUGCGCGGCCGUCCGGGGCGUGCGCCCGGGGAGCCACCACCACAGCGGCCCGCGCCCGCAGGCGCCCGGGGUCCCUGCGGCCCCGGAGGCGGCGCGGCGGGCUCGGCAGAUGUAGUCGCCGGGCUGGGGCCGGAGCCGGCGGGGGGGCGCCGGGAGAGCGAGGGCUUUGCAUUUUGCAGUGCUAUUUUUUGAGGGGGGCGGGGGGUGGAGGAAGCGGAAAGCCGCGCCGAGUCGCCGGGGACCUCCGGGGUGAACCAUGUUGAGUCCUGCCAACGGAGAGCAGGUCCACCUGGUGAACUAUGUGGAGGACUACCUGGACUCCAUCGAGUCUCUGCCUUUCGACUUGCAGAGGAACGUCUCGCUGAUGCGGGAGAUCGACGCGAAAUACCAAGAGAUCCUGAAGGAGCUGGAUGAGUACUACGAAAGGUUCAAGCGCGAGGCGGACGGUGCGCAGAAGAGGCGGGUGCUGCACUGCAUUCAGCGGGCCCUGAUCCGGAGCCAGGAGCUGGGCGACGAGAAGAUCCAGAUCGUCAGCCAGAUGGUGGAGCUGGUGGAGAACCGGGCCAGGCAGGUGGACAGUCACGUGGAGCUCUUCGAGGCGCACCAGGAGGUGAGCGACGGCACCGGCAACAGUGGCAGAGCUGGGCAGGACAAGUCCAAGAGCGAGACAAUCACGCAAGCAGAAAAGCCCAACAACAAGCGGUCGCGGCGCCAGCGCAACAACGAGAAUCGGGAGAAUGCGUCUAAUAAUCACGACCACGACGACAUCACCUCAGGAACGCCCAAGGAGAAGAAAGCGAAAACCUCCAAGAAAAAGAAACGCUCCAAGGCCAAAGCAGAGAGGGAAGCCUCGCCCGCGGACCUGCCCAUCGACCCCAACGAGCCGACGUACUGUCUGUGCAAUCAGGUCUCCUACGGAGAGAUGAUCGGCUGCGACAACGACGAGUGCCCCAUCGAGUGGUUCCACUUCUCGUGCGUGGGCCUCAACCAUAAACCAAAGGGCAAGUGGUACUGUCCCAAAUGUCGCGGGGAAAGCGAGAAAACCAUGGACAAAGCGCUGGAGAAAUCCAAGAAAGAGAGGGCGUACAGCAGGUAGUCUGUGGACGCUCUGGAGGGUGCAGAGUAGGCCCGUGUAUUUAUUACGCUGCCGCCUUUGUUGAGGUGCAAGGAUUGUAAAAUGUAUAUUUUUAAAGAAUGGUAGAAAAGGGGCUGCUCCUUCUACAGGGAUGGCAGUGAUUCUCUUGGCCUUUUGUUUUUAUUGGUAUAUAUGUAUAACAAGAAAGUGGUCUGUGGGUCAGCACUUUAGAAUCGACAAACACAGGUUUGACUUAAACGUUUAAGUAACUCUCAGACUGAUUUUUUGGGGGGGAGGGAUGACUAAAAGCAACCUAACAUUAAAUGUGGAAAGAAAAGAUUUCACUUACCUAUUUUCUUUUAAUGAAAGUACUGUUAUUACUUUAUGAAAAAUUUUUUUAAAUUAGUCAAGUUGCCAAAAAUACAGCCUAUAGUAAAUUUGUUUCUUGCUACCAUAAUGUAUAUCCCUGUAACAAUUCAAUAACAAAGGUUUAAAGCUCGAAGAUUAUUUUUUAAAAAGGUAAAUGGUUAAAUUUUACAUGACAAAUAUUUUGUAUACUGGCCUGUUCCCCAAAUGGCCGUUUUUAAAUAAUUGGGUACAUUUUUAUUAAACAGAAGUGAUCCAGUCAUGGAAUUUCCAAUCACGCUUUUGCUAUCACAAAUCACAGUGUACUCAUCUUUAAUUUAUGUAAGGUGUAUAAAUGUACAUUUCCCGUGAACUUGCUGUAUUAUAAUUGGACGUACAGCCAGAUGCUGUUGUGAAACUAUGGUGUGCUUCCUGCUGUGUGUAUGAGAGCUGUACAGAUGUUACGUCAAGAAAUAAAUGAAGCUUGGCCAGUUC
Otolemur garnettii (small-eared galago) is the source of this 2111-nucleotide messenger RNA. It is a transcript of the gene ING1, whose product is annotated as inhibitor of growth family member 1. The coding region runs from base 453 to 1292 and encodes 279 amino acids. Gene Ontology annotation, cellular component: nucleus. The record is from RefSeq and is a predicted model, not a curated record. Lineage: Eukaryota; Metazoa; Chordata; Mammalia; Primates; Galagidae. The transcript has 2 exons. Gene Ontology annotation, biological process: positive regulation of DNA-templated transcription.